AUGGUGGUGCAGAAGGUGACUGCUAACAUGGACUCAGCAAAUACUAGAAAGGAUGGAGGUGUUGGUGGUAAUAUUCCACCACGGGGGAGAAGUGCUGAAGAGCCUGAUGCUGGAGAAGGCAACGCUGCUGUUGAUGACCCGAACAAGGACAAGGAAAGUGUAGGGAAGGACUCACAGGAGGAUGGAUGGCAGGUGUACACAAGGAAAUCCAGGAGGAGGAGAGCUAGACGUGCCUCAUUGAAACCUUGGGGUUCUUCUGUUUCUUCACCAAAAGCUGGUUGGUCUUCUGGUAAGGAUUGUGCUCCAUUGGAACCUUGGGGUUCUUCGAUUUCUUCACCAAAAGCUGGUUCGUCUUCUGGUAAGAAGGAUUGUGCUCCAUUGGAACCUUGGGGUUCUUCAAUUUCUUCACCAAAUGCUGGUUCGUCUUCUGGUAAGAAGGAUUGUGCUCCAUUGGAACCUUGGGGUUCUUCGAUUUCUUCACCAAAAGCUGGUUCGUCUUCUGGUAAGAAGGAUUGUGCUCCAUUGGAACCUUGGGGUUCUUCAAUUUCUUCACCAAAUGCUGGUUCGUCUUCUGGUAAGAAGGAUUGUGCUCCAUUGGAACCUUGGGGUUCUUCGAUUUCUUCACCAAAAGCUGGUUCGUCUUCUGGUAAGAAGGAUUGUGCUCCAUUGGAACCUUGGGGUUCUUCAAUUUCUUCACCAAAUGCUGGUUGGUCUCGUGGAAACAACAGUCUCCAAAACAAUAGUCGGCCUCUUGGCAGAGGUAAUUAUAAGCAGAAACCACGGCACAUGGCUUCAGCUCCGGUUAUACCUCCGCCUCUGCCACAUGGCUGGCAGUGCGCAACAAGGUUUGGACCAUCUAGUUCUCGAUCGAAGGUAGAAGAAGACUGUCAUGUUGAGGUUGCUGAUGCGAAGGAGGAGGAGGAGGAAAUAGUCGAUGACAGCGAUGAUGAUCUCACUAGCUAUUAUGAUACUGAUGCAAGUCAAAGGGGCCACGAGACCAGAAGGAAGAACAAAUGGCUGCAGAAAUUUUUUGGAGAGAUGGAUGAUCUGACGGCCGAAGAAAUUAGUGAUCCAACCAGAGAAUGGCAGUGUCCUGCAUGCCACGGUGUUCCUGGUGCCAUCCGCCGUUACAAGGGCCUGCAGCGUCUUGUGAGCCAUGCAAAGACACAGAAGAAGGCCCGACUAAAGCUUCAUGGAGAGUUUGCUUCAAUGUUGGAAGAAAACCUUGGCCGUAGAGGAGCUUCUGCCGCACCUGCCGGUAAAGUGUUUGGCAAAUGGCAGGGGCCGAAGAACAUGACGACCGAUCAUGAGAUAGUCUGGCCUCCAGCGGUGAUUGUCAUGAACACCCGACUCGAUCAUGAUGAGAACGAAAAGUGGAUUGGGAUGGGAAACCAAGAGCUCCGCGACUGUUUCAGCUCAUAUGAUGUAGUGAAGGUCCGCCAUUCCUAUGGCCCUAAUGGGCACCGUGGGAUGAGCGUUUUGAUCUUCGAAGCCACUGCGACGGGCUACUUGGAGGCCGAGCGGCUGCACAAGCAUUUUGCAGAGCAGGGAACCGAUAGGGAUGCAUGGGCACACCCUUGCCCGAGGUUUUGUGCAGGUGGUAAGCGGCAGCUGUAUGGUUACUUGGCCCGGAAAGAAGACAUGGAUUCCUUCAACCGCCACCGUCAUGGUAGAUCUCGUCUGAAGUAUGAGAUGAGAUCAUAUCAGGAGAAGGUUGUGAUCCCGACGAAGCAAAUGCGUGAGGACGCUAAGCAACUCCCCAGGCUCGAGAAGAAGGUCAUGAGGCGAGAGCGACAGUACCAGACCCUCGAACAAACCCUCGAUGACGUAACCCAGCUAUUGCAUCAGGUCAUGGAAGAAAACAGCGCUGUGAAGCUUAGGGCCAAGCUCCAGCAUGAAGAACACAAAGCACAGGUGAUCUUAUUCUUCAUGACCUCUGUUCCACGAUCACUUUGGACUUUGAUCUUUGCAUUGGCUUAAUGAUGUUUAGAUGGACAACCAAGAGAGAUUUCUCAAGGAACAAAUGGACAAGAUGACUAAAGAGAAAGAGAGGAAUUUUGAGAAGCAGCUGCAGGAGGAGCGUGCAAAGGCAAAAGAUUCAGAUCAGAGGUUCAGGUAAAGCUUAAGUUAUCUACGAACACUUUCGUAAUCUUUAUGAUGAUGACUGUGACGGUCAUAGAAAUAUAUACAGGAACGAAGAGAUCGAAAGGUUCAUCAAUAGCCAAGUUAAAGAGGUGGAGAAAUUUGAGGCAGACAGAGAGAAGCUGAAGCAUGCACAUGAGCAGAAGAAGUUGGAACUGAAGAAGAGACGUCAAGCAGAGAAAGUCGAGCUGGCGAAGGAGUUGGAUGCUGCGCUGACAAAGUUGAUGGAGAAAUACACUCCUGCUGGUUUCCAUGCCUCCUCCACCAGUAGCUCUUAGAGGUUUUAGGAGAAGAGGAAUCGUGUACAGAAUCUUUCUUUCAUUUGGAAAAGACAUAAACAUGAGAGAGUC
Messenger RNA from Musa acuminata AAA Group (dessert banana), 2492 nucleotides. Its product is annotated as protein SUPPRESSOR OF GENE SILENCING 3 homolog. The transcript has 2 exons. Gene Ontology annotation, biological process: regulatory ncRNA-mediated gene silencing; defense response to virus. Bases 1 to 1980 code for a protein of 659 amino acids. The record is from RefSeq and is a predicted model, not a curated record. Lineage: Eukaryota; Viridiplantae; Streptophyta; Magnoliopsida; Zingiberales; Musaceae.